CUGCGAGGGAUGUUUUUUUGUUUUGUUUGUGGUACAGUUGUUUUUUGUGAGGUGUUUUAUAUUGUGAGGUAUUUCUGACUUUAUGUUUUGUUAUUACGACACAGGUUUACAAAAGGAUGUGUGAUGAAGAACUAUUGGUUGGGAAGACUGGGGUGAAGGUUACAUGUUUUUGCAAUGUAUGGGUUGGGGCAAAAAUUGUGGAGGGCGUUGUCAGUGAUGCAGAUUUGGUAGAAUUGAAGGAAUAUGCGUUUGGGGACUUUUUCAACCUAGGUGGCAUUAAGUGGUUUACUGGGCAGUUGAUGAUACUAUUGGCACUCAAUUAUGUGGAACCGUUAAAGCGGAGCGGAUGUGUUGACAGCUUAAAGUUUCACAUUGGUGACAAAGUUGUUGAGUUUAAGAAAACGGACUUUGCGUUGAUAACCGGGCUGAAAUUUGGGAAGGAAACCAAGUUUGAGGGUAUUGACAUGGAUGAGCCGAAUGACAUUAGUUUGAGGUAUUUUGGAGGGAAAAUGACCGUAACACGUUUGGAUGUGGAGCAUGUGUUCAGGAAUAUACGUGCGAUUGGAUGUAGGAAACCUAUGGAUGUAGUUAAACUGGCUAUGCUUUACCUUCUGUGCUGCCAUGUUGUGGGGAACCAGGGGAGGACAAAGAUCCAUGCACUAUAUAUGCAUCUGGUUAAUGACGUGAAGCGGUUUAAUGACUUUGAAUGGGGGCACUGGAUCCUUGUGACCGAGAGCAUUGCGGAAAGUGUCAUCUGGAAGGAGAUGGUUGCAAAACCCAUGGAGCGUGUCAUGGGAAACAUUGAAACAUUGCUAAGUGUUGGAGGUGCAGGUAAUCGUAGCAGUUCAAAUGCAUUUGGAGAAGAGGUUAAUGAAGGACGGAGUGGGGGUGAAAAGUCCUGGGUUAAAAAAAAGGCAAGGGUGAAGAGAACAGAGAAAAGAACAGAAAAUGCAGAUAUGCGUACCCGAAAAGAGAGACCAAGUGUAGUGGAUGAGGUAAUUGGAGCGAGUGGAGGUGACAACGAACCUUCAUUGCGUGAUGUCCUGACUGCAAUAGUGCACAUGGAGAAGAGACAUUCUAAACUGCGUGUGGAAGUUACUAAACUGAGAAUAGCACUGAAUGCGCAAAGCCGACUUUUGAAGAGGGUAUUAUUAGGAACAAAAAUGGCUAAGCGGAAACAGAAAAAGAAAGGCGAUAAAAGAGAAGAGAAUGGACUGCCGAGCUUUGAUUUGGGUACAGAGAGCCAAGGGGGGAGAGAUGAGCCAUGCAAUGAUCAGGAAGAUAUGAUUUACGAGGAGGACAUUAUUAAGGAUGCUGAUUUAGGAACCCAACUUGGUGUUUCUGAUAAUGAAGUUGAAGAUCCUUUGAAUGACGUCAGCACACAAGAGGUUGAAGGGCGAUGGAGGCAGGCAGUUGAGGGUUUGGGACUGAAUUUGGAUUCAGGAAAGGGUGCAGGGAGUACUAAGUCAAUAAAAGUGUCAAAAGAAACGACAACAGAAUGUGUGCAGAUUGAUGAAAGGGUAGUGGAUGAGCGGGCUGAUGUUGUUGAUCGAAUAGAUGUUGCGGAACUUGUAGGUGCAUCAACAAGUAAUGGCGUAUGUGCUGGAGUACCUGAGACUGUGAAUGGAACUGUAACUGGAGCAGUGGUUGGUGGGUUCUGUGACAGGUUUGAGACUGUGUCUCAAAUUGUUGAGGAUCUGCAGGAUUGUCCACCGUCUCAACUUUUUUUUAGUUUAGAGGGGAAUUUGGUUGGGGGUGUUGAAGAUACAAAAGUUCAGGAGGUGAUGCCGGAGAAAAUUUUCAGUGAGAAUGUAAGGCCGGUUGAUGAAGAGAUUGUGGACGAUGGUGCUGAUGAGGAAAUGGUCAAUGAGGAGCCAUGCACACAAAUAGUGGUGUAUGAAGAACCGAUAAGGGUUGAGAUACCAAGAGAAAUAAAAGAUCGUCAGAAAAGACCAUUGAAGUGUCCACAGCGGUUCAGUCCUGACCAGUUGAUAGUCAGGCGUAAAAGGAAAAAGGUGAGAACAGUGAUGGAGCAUGUUAUAGACUUCGGUGGAGAUGGAGAUGAUUUCAUGGGGCCAUUCACAUUAGACCCCGCUGAGAUGCCAGGUGAGGAUGAUUUGAGGGAGGUGGAUGAGUUCAUGCACAAAGGUCUGUUAAAGAAGCAUAAGAAGGAGCCCGGGCGUAAGUACUGUGUGAAUGAAGAUGUUCUUGCACCAAGUGAGUUUAAGACUCACUACGAUGAAAAGGCCACCUUAACAAAAAGCUGGUACUACGAAAUCUAUUUCCCUUGGGGGUGGCUGUCAGAUACGCAUCUUGAUGUCAUUUUCUACUACCUAAGGAUGAAACGUGUGGAGUUCGGGUUAGUGCAGAGAACAUAUGACUCAAGCCUCCAAAUAUUUCUGCCAAAGCUGAUGGAUAAGCUGGGAGUGUAUGAAGGACGGGAAAAAGGUCUGAUAUGUGAUGGUGUCCUUGCGAUUGAGGGUGGGUCAUGCUGCCCUCAGCAAAAUGACAGGUCUAGUUGUGGGAUGUUCGUAGUGAAGAUGGCCGAAUUUCUCAUGAUGGGGCGUGAUGUGCGCGAUAUGGGUGAUGAUGAGACUGCCGCAUACCAGAAGAAGAUGACAACAGAGCUGUUGGCCUACUCCGGGAAGGCUGACAUCGGGCUCGUCCCUCCUGCUCGGCUCAGAGCUCCACUCGUCCUGCUGCCCGGCUCUGCGCUCCGCUCGUCCCUCCUGCUCGGCUCAGAGCUCCACUCGUCCUGCUGCCCGGCUCUGCGCUCCGCUCGUCCCUCCUGCUCGGCUCGGCCAGCCAAGCCGAGCCCGAACCCCGCGACAACGACGUGCGGAAAGCAACGUUCAACAAAGACUUGGUGAAAGCGAUAGGAUGAAAGGGA
Messenger RNA from Cuscuta campestris, 2890 nucleotides. Lineage: Eukaryota; Viridiplantae; Streptophyta; Magnoliopsida; Solanales; Convolvulaceae. The record is from the annotation of a GenBank genome assembly.